AUGCAGUCCAUACUCUUCACAACGCUUGUCCUUCUGAGACUCGGCCUCUCAUCAACUGCCGUCGCCGUGUCUCCAAACGUCACCUUUGCCCCCGUCGUGACGAAUGCCCGCGGCGACGUUCUGUACGAGGCCACCCUUCCACAUAGGCAGGAUACCAGCCUCCGCGGCUGGAUCACUCUCUUCGCGCCCCGAGAGGGCGACGGCGUCAAAGUCCACGCCGACUUCUGGGGUAUCCCCGACGAUGAAGCCCUAGCAUACUCCAUCCAUGAGGACCCCGUCCCCGCCGACGGCGACUGUUACAAAACCGGUAACUCCUUCGACCCGUACCGGCGGGGGAACAAGACCACAUGCAAUAUGACGAGCCCGCAGGCUUGCCAGAUCGGCGACUUGAGCGGGAAACACGGGCCCAUUGUCACGGCGGAUCAUCAGGGGUUUGAAGCGCAGUACAGUGACCUCUACCUGUCGACGGAUCCGGGUGAGCCUGCUUAUUUCGGGAAUCGGUCGAUUGUCGUGCAUCGGAUGUCGGACCAUGCCAGGAUGAGCUGUGCGAACUUUGUGCUGGUGGCUCGGCCGGGACUACUGCCGCUUGCUCUGAAGAACUGA
This is a messenger RNA of Aspergillus pseudoviridinutans, 603 nucleotides long. RefSeq names its product putative cytosolic Cu/Zn superoxide dismutase. The record is from RefSeq and is a predicted model, not a curated record. The transcript has 2 exons. Bases 1 to 603 code for a protein of 200 amino acids. Gene Ontology annotation, biological process: superoxide metabolic process. Gene Ontology annotation, molecular function: metal ion binding. NCBI's taxonomy places the organism in Eukaryota, Fungi, Ascomycota, Eurotiomycetes, Eurotiales, Aspergillaceae.